AUGGCGGCUAAUGAUCUGCGAGAUGACAAUAUGAGCAAUAACAGCGCAGCUGAUAAUCUCGACCAAGCGUCUAAAAUACAUCGCAAAUCCAAGAAUCCCGGCAUUGACUACCUGUCCGCCAAACAAAAAUCAGUUGAAGCCUCAAGCAUUGGAACUGUCAACGUGGUAGCCAUAGAGCGUGACGGUCAGCCCCAGAACACUACAGCCCCCAAAAGAAAAGUGUGGAACAAGUUCAAAGCAGAAGACGGAACAGACACGAACGAUGGGCUCCUUGAGCCUGUAUCGGAGCAUGAAUGGAGCAUGAAACCCAAGUCUGCUAUUCUAAACCUUUAUUCGGAGGUUCGCAAUGCAAGUGAACCCGUAAACUACUAUACGGACAUGUGUAUCGGGCGAAAUAAUCCUCGAUCCUUCAAAUUUGAAGUAGACACCGGCUCUUCCCUCAUUUGGGUUCAGUCAAAGAUUUCGGAAACAGAUACAGUACCAGAAGGCCAAGAAGUCUACGAUUGUAUCUCUGAAGACAACGAAUUUGGUGGACUGUUCAAUGGCCGAUUGGAUCUGAACAAGCGGAACAUGAUCCAGGAAUACGGAUCAGCCAAAAUUCAAUAUGACUUACAGAUGGAUUGCUUCCACAUUGGGAUAAUCAAGGCGGAGGGCCAAACACUUGGUGCGGCGCCUAUCCGCAAGUUGCCACCGUAUUUCCGCAACAGAUCUUUUCAUGGUAUAAUAGGAUUGGGUCCCCAAAAGGCUACUGCUGACACUGGUGGCAUUCAAACCAAUCUUUUACUCAAUCUCAAGGCACAAGGACAAAUUGACCGAGCCGUUCUCACGAUGAUCGGGCCGAAUGUCAGAUCAGUGUUAAAACCGCAAGAAGAACCAGACAGCAAACUGACCAAAGGACUUUCGAGAGGAUUUCUAGCGAUUGGAUCGCCAUAUGCUGAAUACGUGGAUGGACAAGUUGUUUGGUGCGAAGUGGUCCAAGAUUUAAAUUCUGAUGCUUGGUCCAAAGAAAAAUGGGUCGUCAAAUUGGACAAAUUAAAUAUUAACGGGACAGUAGUCUGCACUGAUCAGUUGGCGCUCAUCGAUACAGGUACAGCGUUUGUUCUCGCUGCGGAUUCAAAUAUGAAGAAAGUCGUGCAGCACUUGCAGGGGAGGGUAAGCAGCAGAGGAGACCAUUUCGUUUACGAUGAGAAAUCCUUAAGGAAUAUCUCUUUUGAGUUUGCUGGUGGAGUACUCGAAUUUGAACCUGCGAACUUCUUUACAGGUGGAGAAAGCACUGCUCGGAUUGGGUGUGUCACAAAGGCUCCCCCCAGCAAAAUGCCUUCUAACGUUUGGGUUCUUGGUGGAGCUUUCCUCGAUUGCAUGGUCUCCAUAUUUGAUUAUGAGCAGAACCGUAUUGGGUUUGCAAACCUGCCAGAUCGGGAUCUUGAUGGUUUUGGGAUGCAACUCUAG
Glarea lozoyensis ATCC 20868 is the source of this 1449-nucleotide messenger RNA. RefSeq names its product Acid protease. The record is from RefSeq and is a predicted model, not a curated record. Gene Ontology annotation, biological process: proteolysis. Gene Ontology annotation, molecular function: aspartic-type endopeptidase activity. The coding region runs from base 1 to 1449 and encodes 482 amino acids. NCBI's taxonomy places the organism in Eukaryota, Fungi, Ascomycota, Leotiomycetes, Helotiales, Helotiaceae. The transcript has 2 exons.